UGCGAUAAGACAUUCACGAGAAAGUUCAACCUCCAGGUGCACAUGAAAACCCAUGAUCCUGAGCGCCCACGACCGUUUCUUUGUCCUGUAUGCCAGCAGGGGUUUUCACGGCAGGUUGAUUGUAUACGGCAUACCGAAACCCAUGUCCAAAAGAAGCAUACGUGCGUAGAGUGUAACAAGGUCUUCAGCCGCAAAGAUGCUUUGAAAAGACAC
Molecule: messenger RNA, 213 nt
Organism: Fimicolochytrium jonesii
Lineage: Eukaryota; Fungi; Chytridiomycota; Chytridiomycetes; Spizellomycetales; Powellomycetaceae
Exons: 2
Biological process (GO): regulation of transcription by RNA polymerase II
Cellular component (GO): nucleus
Molecular function (GO): RNA polymerase II cis-regulatory region sequence-specific DNA binding; DNA-binding transcription factor activity, RNA polymerase II-specific
Source: RefSeq, a predicted model, not a curated record